This is a messenger RNA of Lasiosphaeria miniovina, 1175 nucleotides long. RefSeq lists its product as uncharacterized. Bases 268 to 963 code for a protein of 231 amino acids. The transcript has 2 exons. The record is from RefSeq and is a predicted model, not a curated record. NCBI's taxonomy places the organism in Eukaryota, Fungi, Ascomycota, Sordariomycetes, Sordariales, Lasiosphaeriaceae.
GCGGGAGACUGUGGUUCCGCAAGUGACUUUCUUUUUCGCCCAAUUCCUUUCACAAACUAAGCCGGUCAGUCAACCUGUAUAUAGUGCACACACCCCCAUGUCACCAGCUUAGCUGGUGGCUCCCGUGCAUUGCAACCAGUUGACUUUGUUCUCUGUGUUGCUGGCUGUGGUCCCCCUGUUGUUGACCGCGACUCCCACCCCUUUGGGUUAAUAUCAUUGUUCUCCCAUUUGAGGCCUCGACUGUAAACAUCAGCCGCACAGCAUAACAUGUUCAGACGGCACACAAAACCGCCAGCAGGCAGUCAGCAGCUGCGACCCGCGACCACCUGGCCUGUCCGUCAAGCCCGACCCGAACGGUCCUGGAGAGAGACCGUCAUCCACUACCACGUCAUCUGGAAAGAGAUCCUGCACCUCCCGCAGAAGCAGCACAGGCCGCAGGCGCAGCCGCGCACGACAGGGAGGUCGGCGACGUCGACAAGCCUGCUCGCCGCCCGCGAGGCCACCCGGCGGCAGCAGCAGCUGCAGCAGGACCUCUCUGCCAUCACAGCGGCCGGCGGCGGCGGCGGCGGCGCUGCGUCCCCGCCGACGCCCCAGCCGCGCUACGCCUCGCACACGCCCGUGUGGUUCGCCGAGCCGCAGCCUAACCCUAGCUCCGACGGCGCGCUGCUGCUGCUGCUGCCGCCCCUGACCCGGCCGCGGCAGUCCACUUUCUCGGGCCGGCCUCCGACACGGCGCGGGCCACUCUCCGCGGGGGAUGCGGAGUCGAGUGGCCAGGCGCUCCCUCCGAGCGAGACGGUUCAGGAAGUCGCCCACGCCCAAGACCAGGGUCAGGGUCAGGGUCAGGGUCAGGGUCAGGAUCAAGGUCAGGGUCAGGGCCAGGGAGAAGAACCGCAGGCGGAGGAUAGCACUGCACUGCCUGCCCUUCCGUCACGUGCAAGCAAGCACGAUAUGAUUGAUUGCUGAUGAUGAGAUGAAAGGCUGGGGCCGGGGAUAGGAGGGAGACGAGGGAUACGAGGAGGGAGACGAGGAAGAAGAGAAGGGCCAGUCAAGCAGGCGCAAAAGACAGAAUGACCCGGGUCGAUGCCGGAGAAGUAAUUAGGUAGCCACGGCGAAGUUGAGGAGUGGGACGGUAAUUAAUCAGUGAUUAAUCAGUUUGGUGUCGAUGUUCGUUUGGU